AUGGAGAAUAACGAAAUCAUAGAAAAAGUCCCUGACUAUACUAUAACGGAUAAUUUGAAAAAAAAUGAAAAUGUAUUAGUAUAUACAAAAUAUGAAUUCAUAUAUGCUUAUAUAGAGCUCAUAUUAAAUGGAAAAAAUUUAGGAGAAAAUCAUGAUUUACCUUUAUGUAGUAAUUCAUUUAAAAUAGAAGAUAUAGAAGAAAAUAAAAAAGAAAAUAUGGAAUAUUGUGAUAAUAAUGAAGUGGUAAAUAAUAAUGAAAUAGGAAACGAAGGGUUUGAUAAAUAUAAAAAUAAAAAUGAUUUUUUUAACCGAGAUAAUAUUAUGAACAGAAAUAAAUUAAAUGAAUCAUUUGAUUCAAAUAAUGCAUUAAAUAGUAUUAAUAAAAGAAAUAACAAUUUAUUAAAAAAUCAAAAAUUUAUUAAAAAUAAUGAUUUAAAAUUUGCUGAAGGAAAUAUAACUCCUAUAAAUCAGUCAUGUAAUAGCAAUGAUCAUAUUAUGAAUAAUCUUAACAUACAUGAUAAUUCAGAAAAUAAUAAAAAUAAUUUUUUUAAAAAAAAUAAUCUAAAUAUUGAAAAUCCAUACAAUAAUAAUAGUGCAAAUUCUAACACUUUUGGAAAUAACAACAUUCGAGAAUCAAAUAAUGGAAAUAAUAAUAAAAAAAUUAUUUGGAGAAAAAAUGAAAGGGGGGUAGGGGAUGGAUCGAUAUCUUGGCGAUUUGGAAAAUCAAACAAUAACAAUGAUGGGCAAAUAACAAAUAAUAAUGAUAAUGAUAAUAUUUCCAAAAUAGAAUUAAAAAAUUCAAAUAAAAAUUUUAAUAAUAUGAAAUUAUCUAAUUCUAAUAAUUCAGAAGAUAACAAUCAAAUUAAUGAUAUUUCUAGACAUUCUAACAAACAUAAUAAUAUUAAAGAUAGAAAUAUAAAUAACAACAAACGAGAAGAUAUAUGCAACGAUUUUAAUUUUAACAAUAAUUCUUCGCAUUCUGGAUACAACUUUACAAACAAUGAUAAUACAUUAAAUGAUAUUCAAAAUAUAGGAACAGAUCCAAAUAAUAGAGUUAACAACAUAACAGAUAAAUAUAAAAAGAAGCAAAUAUAUCAAAAUACAGGAACAAAAUAUGGUAAUAAUUUAAAUAAUAACAAAAGUCAACAUAUUUUGAAUAAAAAUGGAUAUAAUAACUUAGAUGCUUAUUUAUCUCCAAAUUAUAACACAGAAGUAGAUAAUAUGAAUAACAAUGGAAAUAUAAAUUCAACAAUUGAUGAAUUAAAAUAUAAAAAAUAUAAAAUAUUUGGAAAUAACAUAAACUCGACUAAUAAUGAUUCGAUUAUUCAUGAAGACAAUAAAACAAAAAAUGGAAAUGAAUAUUUAGCUAAUAAUAUUAUGAACAAAAAUAAUGAUUCCACAAAAUUAAAUAUGCACAUGAAUAAAAAGGCGAUGGAUUCAAAUAACAAAUAUCAACUUAACCAAAUUCAAAACCAUCGAAAAUAUGAAUAUAAUAAUAAUAAUAUAAAUGGAAUAUAUGGUAACACUCCAAACAGCGGACAUGAUACAAAUUAUGAUAAAAAAAAUAACAACUUUUAUUACACAAAUGGAAAUGUGAAUACAAAAGUUUCCACCGAUUCUAACCAGAUACAAAAUAGAUCCACAAAUAAAGAAAGAAAAGGAGAAUAUAAUACCCCAAAUAAUAAUAAAAAUUUAGGAAAAAAUAUUCAAGAUUUAGAAAAUAUAAAUAAUGAUAAUAGAAAAGGUGGAAAAAACAAUACAAUGUCACAACCAAAUUUUUUGGAUUCUGGAAAAAUACAAACAAAUAAUUUUUCUAAUAAUAAUUCUUAUUUUAUUACUAAUAAGCAUUUAAAAAAUAAUGACAAAAAAAAUUCAAAAAACAUUGCAGAAGAUGACUGGAGUAAUAUUAGGAAAAAAAAUUUAGAAAAAAAUAAAAAGAUCACAGAUGAUUUAAUAUGGUAUAAAAUAAAUGAACAGUUUGAUUUAAGUAGUAAUAAAGGAGGUUCUAUUGGAUUAAUAGGAGGCAUUGGAAUAAAUACUUUUUCACAAAAUGAAUUAAAUAAUAAUAAUAAUAAUAAUAAUAAUGAAUUCUUAAAAAAUAUUUCUAGUAAAUUAAAACAAAAUGAAAAUACAAUAAAUGACGAAAAAACAAAAACGUUGAACAAUAUAGAUGGAAAUAAAAACAAAAAAGAAGAACCCACCACAAAUAAUAAUAACCUUAUAAAUAAUGAAAAAAAAAAAAAAGGAAAAAAAAAAGGAAAAAAUGAUAAGGAUAAAACAUCUAACGAAACAGACAAAAUAAAUAAAACAGAUGAUGAUAAUACUCAAAACAUGAAAAUAAAAAAUUCCUUGGAAAAUAUAAAUCCUAGGGAAACAAGUAAUGAUAACAAAAUAAAUAAUUUUCAUAAAAUAUUUGAUAAUAAAAAAAAUUCUAAUUAUUUAUUUUCUGAUAGUAAUGUUAAUAAAGUUUAUACUAAUGAUAAAAAUAAUAUCAGUAAUAUUAACAAUACUGUCAAUUUUCACAAUUUAAAUCGAUAUAAUAAUUUUAAUGAAAAAAAGGAAUAUAUUCUAAAUAAAUUAUAUAAUAAUACUAAUAAAAACAAUUUACAGGGAGAUCUUAAGGAUUUAAAUAAAUCGAAUAUUCAAAAUCGAAGUUUUGGAAAUAUAUCACAUCCGUAUUAUCAAUCAUUGGAACCCUCUACCUAUGAAAAUAAAUAUGACAUCAAGAAAUAUAUUGAUAAACCUCAAUCUAACAUACAUACUAAUAAUAAUUAUUUACAUUUAGAUUCAAAAGAUCCUUUAAAUAAUAUUAGAUCCCAUGCUCCUAACAAAUAUCAUAUAGAUUUAUCAACAAUAUUAAACGAUCAAACUAACAAUUCAAAUUUUACUUUCACAAAAUUUAGGGGAUCAAAUACUACAGAUAUACCACAAGAAAGUAUAUUACAAAAAAUUAAAAAUAAAAAUAAUAAUUCUGAACAAAAUUUUAUUAACACUAAUAUCAAUGAAAUAUCGAAUUCUUCUAAUACAAAUCUAUCACAUACUAUUCAUGAUAAAUAUCCUUAUUCUUUUUCUAGAAACAUAGGAAUAAAUGAAAUAUAUAAUAAUACAAACAUUAGUUCAAUCCAAAAUAACACAUCUACAUCUAAUUCUUCAAGUUUCAAUGUACAACAAAAUUCUCAAAUUCUAUCAAUACAUAACACUAUUACAGAUUCAAAAAUAUUAUAUGAUAAUGUUAAAAAUAGGGAGAAUAACAUGUUUAUAGAUGAAAUAUAUACAGACAAUAUUAAUAAAUCAGAGAAUGAACCAUCUAUUAAUCAAUCAAACAAAACUAAUAAUGUUUUUAUUUUUAAAAAAAUUAUGCAAAUAUUUAACAUAGAUGAAAAAGCAUUUAACAAUUUAAAUGAAAACAAAAAACGAGAAUUAAUUACCCAAUUGAUGUUAGAUAAUUUUAAUUUGAUUAAUUCAGAAAAAGAAAUAAAUGAUAAACAAAUCCAAAUUCAAAAUAAUUCAAAACAUCUUAGCAACCCUCUUUAUAUUACUAAUAUAAAUGAAAAUAGUACAAAUACAUUAUCCUAUAUAGAUAAUAAAACAAAUAUCAAUGAUUUUAAAACAAAAGAAACUCAAUUUAAUAUGACAACCCCUAACAAUACAACAUCCAUAUCUUCACAAUGUAUUGAAAAUAAUAAUACACAAACAGAUGUAGAAAAUAAUAAUAAUAAAAAAUCAUUAAAUAUAAAUAAAUGGUUAAAUUUUAUUGGAAUUUCCAGUAGUAAAAACAAUAAAGAUGCAUCUAAAAAUAUAUCAGAUACAAAUAAUGCAAAUAUGGAUGCCAUUAUUCAAUGUUCUAAUCAAAUUGACACCAAUAAUUCUAAGAAUCGAGUCACAAUUAACAAAGAAGAAAUGGCUUCUGAUUCUACACCUUUUGAAAAUACUAAUAGAAAUAAAGAUAAUAAUUCUACUGCUCAUAAUCAGAUCUCAAAUCCUCAAAUUAAUUAUAUAAGAACACAUUACACAUCUAAAGAUAAAAUAGAGGAUUCUAUUCUAUUACCAAACGAAAAAACAAAUUCUGAAAAGCAUAGUAAUGAAAUUACUCUAACGCAAAAUGAUUUAAAAGCUAAUUUAAAUAAUAACAAUACUGACAUUUCAAGAUAUAUCGAAAUAAUAAAUAAAGUUAACAAAAUAAAAGGAAAUGUAUGGCAAUAUAAAGAUCCAUCAGGAAAUAUACAAGGCCCAUUUUCAUCUGAACUUAUGUUUUUUUGGUGGCAUUCAAAUUAUUUUCCUCAUGAUUUACCAGUACGAUUUAGUCAAAAUAUGCCAUGGUUUAAUUUUAAUGAUCUAUUUCCUAGGGGUUCUAUGCCUUUUGUUAUUCCUUUUAUUUAUUUAAAAGAUAAUUUAUUUCAAAAUAAUAAUAUUACUCAAAAUAUUUCACAUAAUUUGCAUAUCAAAGAUGGUGUAGUUGCUAAAGAAACGUGUAACUUACAGGAUAACAUGAAAAAUGAUCAAGGUUUUAAAAAUGAUCAAAAUAAUGAACCCAUAGAAAAUUAUUCGAAUAAACAAUAUAAACAUUUUCUUAUUAAACAAAAAAAAGAAAUAGAAUUAUUGUUAUUACAAGAAAAAACCCCACAAUUAAUUGAAGAAAUUAAAAAACAACUUCAAGAGGUAAAUGAUUUGAUAGAAAAAGAAAAUCAAAAAAAUAAAAAUAUUGAUAGUGACAAUCUAAAUGCUCUUGUAUCUGAAAAAAACAAUAAUAAUGAAUCGCCUUCGAUCCCUAACCAUUCUGAUAAUUCUAACGAUUUGUCAAAUAUUAAAUAUAAAAAAAUGUCUAAAAAAUUAGAAAACGAACAAUCUAAUACUCUCAAACCCAAUAACGCUAAAUUUUCUGACGAAUUAGAUGUGGAUAAAAAAAAAAGAAACGAAACAAUAAUAGAAAAUACAAACAAUCACAAAAUUUUAGAUAAUAAAAAUGCCGGCGAUAAUAAAAACACUAAAAGUAGCAACGAUAAUAAUAUGCUAAAUUAUAUUAAAAAUUCAGAAAUAUCAUCCCCCCAAAAUUCUGCAUCGAAUCUCAAUACAUCUACGAACAUAGAAAAACGAAAUGCUCAGCCCAAAAAUAAAAAUCAGAAAAAUGUGGUAAAAAAAAAUAGUACAACACCGAGUGCAAACAAAAAAACUGAAAAAACAACAAAAAAUAAAGUGAAUAAAAAAAACGAAAAUAAAUUGGAUAAGGGUGAGGAUAUUGGUGAUAAAAAAAGUGAAGACAAAAAAAAUGACGAUAAAAAAAAAACAGAAAAAAUGAAAUGGAGUACAACUGGGGAAAGGAAAAUUGAAAAACUUGUAGAUAUUAUGAAAGGGGAAGAAACAAAAAUAAAUAUGCAAAUUAAAAUUGAAAAUUCAAAAAAAAAACAAGAAAAUGGAAAUAAUAAUAGUAACAAAAAUAAAAAACUGGGAUGGGAUGUUAAUCAUGUUACAAAAAAUAAAAAAAAUACAGAUAACCAAGAAUUUCCAAAUUUAACGCAAUGUAUUAUAUCUAAACAAAAUAAAACAAAACAAACAAAAAAUACCACUCAAAAUAACAACAGCAAUAAUAAUAAUAAUAACAAUAAUAAUAAUAAUAAUAAUAAUAAUAAUAAUAAUAAUAAUAAUAAUAAUAAUAAUAAUAAUAAUAAUAAUAAUAAUAAUAACAAUAAUAAUAAUAAUAAUAAUAAUAAUAAUAAUAACAAUAAUAAUAAUAAUAAUAAUAAUAAAUCGAAUAGCAAAAAGGGAAAAAACAAAACCGAAACAAACGAUAAUGAAACAAAAUUCCCUCCAAUUAUUUCGCCAAAGGGAAAUAAAAGUACCAAUAAUAAAAAAAAGUCAAACAACGCAGAACAUAAGGAAAUAACUGAUCUAAAGCAAUUAACGAGUUUAUGUAAAUUGCCACUUGAUGAGUCCUUAUUAAAUUUUUUGAAAAAUUUCAAAAAAGCAGAAGAAAUAUUUGCUUUCCUUCAGCACAGUGUUGAGGAUAAAAAAAAACUCACACUAUUUUCAAAUGAGUUUAUUAAAAUAAAUAACAAAAUUAAUGCGAAUAAAAUAAAUGACGUAAAUAACAAGAAAACGAAAUAA
Molecule: messenger RNA, 6102 nt
Organism: Plasmodium berghei ANKA
Lineage: Eukaryota; Apicomplexa; Aconoidasida; Haemosporida; Plasmodiidae
Product: conserved Plasmodium protein, unknown function
Exons: 4
Coding region: 1-6102 (2033 amino acids)
Molecular function (GO): protein binding
Source: RefSeq, a predicted model, not a curated record